CUCCACUCUGAUGUGUUCCAGUCCUGCCAGACCAGUCUGCUCUCAGCUCGGCUUCCUCUACGAAGUAGGGUCAGGGUUCUAGUACCUUCUACGUUGGGAUCUCGAGAACUACUUGUGUCCGGUCAGGACAUGCGGAGAGGCGGAGGCACAUUUUGGUCUUCUUGCAGCAGCCACAUUCUCCUCCUCGUCUUCGUGGUCGUCAGUUUGGGAGCGUGACGCUGCCAAGUCAUGAAGGAACACCCUUGUGGUUGUCACUGAAGUUGCAAACACCUUGACGUUGGAUUUUUCUUAUUUUUUUUCUGAAGACACUUUCUAACGAAAUCCCCAGUUUUUUUUCCCCCACCGGCGCGCCUGUGUAAAUAACCAGACACCAUGACGACCUCAUCAAUUCGCCGGCAGAUGAAAAAUGUGGUCAACAGCUACACGGAGGCCGAGAUCAAGGUGCGAGAAGCCACCUCCAACGACCCGUGGGGCCCCUCCAGCUCGCUGAUGGCGGAAAUUGCUGACCUGACCUACAACAUGAUGGCCUUCACCGAGGUCAUGGGUAUAUUGUGGAGGCGGCUCAACGACCACGGGAAAAACUGGCGCCACGUGUACAAGGCGCUUGGCCUGAUGGACUACCUGGUCAAAACGGGCUCGGAACGUGUGGCGCAGGAGUGCCGGGACAACAUCUACUCCAUUCAGACCCUGAAAGAUUUCCAGUACAUAGACCGAGACGGACAGGACCAAGGGCAGCACAUACGCGAAAAGGCCAAGAAUCUGGUUUCUCUGCUGAAGGACCCAGAAAAGCUGAAAAAGGAGAGGAGCCAGGCGUUGAAAACCAAGUCGCGUAUGGUGGGGGUGCAAUAUUCCUUUGGAGAUCUGCCUCCUCCGUACCCGGGAAGCCACUCCAGCCAUUACGGGACGUACCCGUCCAGGAGCUCACCUUCCUCUGUGCAUUGGUCAAUCUACCAGCAUCAAACAACUGUUAUUCAAAGUCCAGCCUCCUCUUCCUCCUCGCCUAGACUAGCGCCAGAUUUGGAGCAGGCUCGGCCCACUACCAGCGGAGAGGAGGAGCUUCAGCUGCAGCUGGCCUUGGCCAUGAGCCGGGAGUCUGAUGAAAACAGCGAGUUGCAGAGUGCCGGCAAGACAGUCAAGAAGCCUUCCAAGCCUAUGCCGGCCACAAUGGACAUGGACGAUGACGCUCAAAUGAAGUUAGCUCUGAACAUGAGCAAGGAGACGCUCGUACAGGAGAAGCUCAGUCGUCAAGGCGACGAGUCGAUGCUGCGGAAAGCUUUGGAGGAGAGCAAACGUGAGAUGUCGUCUAAAGGCGGGACCGCGUUCAUGGACCUGGUGGAUGUAUUUUCAGUGUCUUCAGAUCCUCCUCCUAGUGACCAAAAAUGGAAAAACACUGCAUACUCCUCGUCUGUUCGUACCAGAGGGUCGAGCUCCUGGGACCCCUUGGAUGGAAGAAGCAGCUCGUUAAGAUUAGAUUCUCCCUGGUUGGUGUCGCCCACCUCCACUAGUCCCCCUCCAGCCUGGGAGCCAAGCUCGCCCCCAAGCAACCCUUGGGAUGCCCCAAAGAGCAGUGCCUCUAAACUAUGGGGACUCUCCAACACAGAUGGGGAUCUGUUUGAUGAAGCCAUGGACGGAGGCUCCAUGAACAUCAACGGGCGAAGGGAGGGCAGCCCUGAGAUCUAUGACUUGACCCAACUCAGACGAAGCCUGGUGGAGCCCACCCCUCGUACACUGCAUACCCCAGAGGCCUUCCUUGGACCCUCAGCUGCUUCAUUGGUCAACAUGGACACUUUGAUCCCAGCUCAGCCCGCGACCUUGAACCCCUUUCUAUCAGAUGGAGUCCCUCCCGCAACCAGCAAUCCAUUCCAAGUAGACCAGACCAGACUAACUCUGGAUCAAAUGGGCUCGGCCACGCUAGAGGGGUCUCUUCCGUACAGCACCUCCCUACCACUGCCUAUCAACCACCAGCCCACCAACCUCCCAUUGUCUUACACUCAUCCCACCCCGACUGCCUUGGAUCUACCUGAGCCUUUGUUGCCCUUCUCUACUGGCAGCACUCUGGACCAGGCUGCACCGAACAAUCAGAACCCUUUCCUAUGAGGACCACUUCAACUGGAGAGAAUACUGUGGGGAAAAUACAACUAGGCUUAAAACGUCAGAUUGAACUGCAACGCUCUUUCAUUUGUAAUAUAUACUGUGUUAUAACACGCUAACCUUUACUGAUGCAUGCUGCUUUUCUCAACAGGAUAGAAAUCAUGCAACUAAUAUCCCAUAAAUGUCCUUUUUAGGCUAUUGCUAAUUGGCUACCUUGACUAAAUACAUAGAAGUUGUGGUUGUUGCACUUUUGCCAUUAUCUCUGACUGGUUUUGUGUAGUCAACAAUCCCCCUGCCCACUCAGCUGUUUGUGUGUUGUCACACAUCAGUCUGGACUCUGGACUCACUCUGGAAAAUUAUUAACUUUCUGUUGGCAAACCAUCUGUUGGAUAACAACUGGAUUUAGGUGAUAGAAAAUAUAUAAUUUGGGAGGGCCGAGUGCUUCAGGAGUUACGAUAAAUAUUAAAAAUAGUUUUGUUUGUAAACAAGAGUGCGAUGAGAGCACUAUUGUAAGUAUAAAACUGAACUGCUCUCUGUAUUUGCUGUUCACACUACACCCCAUGUAGGUUCAUAGUCCACAAGCAUCAGUGAUUCCUGCAAUCCACUGGUGAAUACAUUGACAUUUUUGCAUAUUUAAUCCAGCUACUUACUUAACUGAAGUGCCAUCUUUCUAUCUUCCCAUGGCUCUACUGAGUUGACUUUUCCUUUAAGUCUGAAUAAAAUGUCACUUAUGGCGAUUUA
Molecule: messenger RNA, 2832 nt
Organism: Nerophis lumbriciformis (worm pipefish)
Lineage: Eukaryota; Metazoa; Chordata; Actinopteri; Syngnathiformes; Syngnathidae
Product: epsin-3-like
Biological process (GO): endocytosis
Cellular component (GO): plasma membrane; endosome; clathrin vesicle coat
Molecular function (GO): phospholipid binding; clathrin binding
Source: RefSeq, a predicted model, not a curated record